Micropterus salmoides (largemouth bass) is the source of this 6701-nucleotide messenger RNA. It is a transcript of the gene spred1, whose product is annotated as sprouty related EVH1 domain containing 1. Lineage: Eukaryota; Metazoa; Chordata; Actinopteri; Centrarchiformes; Centrarchidae. Gene Ontology annotation, cellular component: membrane. The record is from RefSeq and is a predicted model, not a curated record. The transcript has 6 exons. Gene Ontology annotation, molecular function: protein kinase binding. Bases 828 to 2189 code for a protein of 453 amino acids. Gene Ontology annotation, biological process: negative regulation of MAPK cascade; multicellular organism development.
GGCUACAGGGGCACGCAGUUUAGCGCAAUAUACGUUACUCUUUAACGAGAUACGAUACAUCAAGUGCUAGUUAACACUCUUGCGAUAAAAUAUGCUUAUGUUUUUACUACGUCGCGGAAGGAUCUAAUUUUCUCAAGCGAAGGUCUACACAUCCGCCCAGUUUUCCGAUGUUUCAUUCCCCCCGAGUUGAAAAUGGAGUUCGAUUAAAGCAGAUGUCCACCAACUUCGCAAGGAAAUUUCAAUUCUAGAUGCUUUUACUUUACGCGUCAGCACUUAUAUUGAAAACAGUUGAACCCGGUUUCGGCUUUGGAUGCCUUUACUGCAAAUAACUCAGACACGUUGACGGAGCGACGCUCCACAGCGCUUUUUCAAGUGUUGUCCUGGACCUGAAGUUGGCGAAUGGAUGCUCGACAGCCAGCCAUAAAUAACCUGCCAAACAUUAUUGUCUGCAACAAUUUCUACAUUUUCUGAGGAUCUAUUCACGUUUUGCAAACCGGGGAUCUGUGUUUGUUGAAGAGGAUGGUGCCGAUGGCCCAUUUGUUGUGGUCGGAUUUUACUUCCAGGGAGGAUAAAAUGAAUCAACGAUUGUCAAUCCUCCUCGCGAUUUAACGUUAGUUCCAGCCAGCAAAGCUAACGUUAAGCUAGCUUCAUUUGGUUCUCACAGGGACGCUUAGUCUGGCAUGCCCCGUCGUGCAUCGUUUAUUUACCAUCCAAAAUAGGGGUGAUUUCUAUAUGUGAAGGAAAAUGGUGAUAUUUGUGGCAUUUUAUCCCGCCGUGACUGCGUCGUCGAUGCUAUUGCUAGGAUUUGGAUCCCCGUGAGGAAAAAAAUGAGUGAAGAUUCAACAAAUCCAAACAACGAUGACAGUUAUGCACGUGUGAGAGCAGUGGUCAUGACUCGGGAUGACUCCAGCGGUGGGUGGCUUCCCCUGGGGGGCGGAGGCCUUAGUUGUGUCACCGUCUAUAAGGUCAGCCGGGCGGAGGACAGCAGCAGCACCCACAGUGGAGGCAGCGGAGGAAGCAGCAGCAACCUCAGCCCCUGUAGCCCCAGUCCCAGCCCUAGCCCUAGUCCCAGCCCCACCGCUGUGGAAUUCCACAUCAAGGGCGAGAGGCUCAAGGACAAAUUGGUGGUGCUGGAGUGUGUCCUGCAGAAAGACCUAAUAUACAACAAGGUCAACCCCAUCUUCCACCACUGGAGGAUCAACGACAAAAAGUUUGGACUGACUUUCCAGAGCCCCGCCGACGCCCGUGCCUUUGACCGGGGCAUACGUCGGGCCAUCGAGGACAUCAACCAAGGUUGUCGGUCGAUUGGGGAAGGGGAUAUUCCCGAGGAUGGACCUCCGGUGUGUGAUGAGCUUCCCUCUAUCUGUACGCCAAUGAAAGAGCCCUUCUCCCCGCUGAACAACGUCGUGUCCACCGAGCCAUUCAGGGGCUGCUACGUCCGCGCCCAACCCUUCGACGAGUUCCCCUCCAGCAACCGCCGCUACCUGCCUCCACAGGUCUCCUUUAAGUCAACUCGUCAUGUCAGUUUUCACAUGGACGAGGAGGAGAUUGUUCGCAUCAACCCACGCAAAGACGUGCUCAUCCGCGGCUAUGAGGACUACCGCCACCCUGUCAUGUGGAAACAGGAGGCCGACCGCGAUGACCUGGACUUCCCCACUGCCUUUCACAAACUGGACAGUAAGAAGUGCGAGUACCUUUUCCCUGAUGGCCCCGGUGGGGACUCCCUCUCUGGCCCUGGUAUGGGCAUUGGAACAGGUAUGGGGCUGGGCAAGGACACAGCAAUCAAGACUCAGCCCUCGCCCUUGCUCAAGUCGAAGAAGGGCCGACGGCGGCGAGAGGAUGGCGAGCGCUCUCGCUGCAUCUACUGUCGGGAGAUGUUCAACCACGAAGACAACUGGCGGGGGCAGUGCCAAGACGCCCCCGACCCGAUCAAGCAGUGCAUCUAUAAAGUCAGCUGCAUGCUGUGCGCUGAGAGCAUGCUGUACCACUGCAUGUCCGACUCUGAGGGUGACUUCUCAGACCCCUGCUCAUGUGACACAUCUGACGAGCAGUUCUGCCUGCGUUGGCUGGCCCUGGUGGCGCUCUCCUUCAUAGCGCCCUGCAUGUGCUGCUACCUGCCUCUGCGCGCCUGCCACCACUGUGGCGAGGCCUGCCGCUGCUGUGGGGGCAAGCAUAAAGCUGCAGGGUGACCCGACAGACUCUGGGACACCCUCAAAGCUAGCUAACACAGGAAGUGGAUAAAAGCGGAAAAUUAAAAGCCGGCAUCCUUUUUUCAUUCCCUCUCAGACGGGGUGAUAUGUUGUUGAUCCCCAGCUCUGAGGGCUUUUGGAGAUUUCAGUUUGUGUUUGUCGCCGACAAGCAGCAGUGGAGGACAAACCAUGUGCUUUGUGGGGGCUCUGAGCAUCAAGCUAAGUUCAGGAGCUUAAUCUGAGGAGAAGAGGAGGAGGAUGGAUCAAGAUUAAUAGACUUGGAGAUGUUACUAAAAACACCUGUAAACACACACAUACACACACACCUACACGCCUCUCUCUCACAUUCACACUCAUGCAUUGACAAAGCCAGGCCACAACUGUCGGAACUCUGCUACAAGUAAUGUGUAACUUUAUGAAGGAAAAUUGUCUUUUGUACAGAGAGCGACGACUUAAUGAAAAAAAAAGAAAACAAAACUACUCUGCGGUCCGAAAAAAUACUUGUUGUUUGAGUAUGCUAAAAGGGAUACUUUAUUGCUUUUUUUGUGAAUUUGCAGUUGGGUAACAGUGGCCUUUCCUUCAUGGCUUAAGCAUUUGCGGACAAUGUAAUUACUAGACAGAGAAAAGUGCACUAGAAAUGGUCCCCCCCCCUUCCCCGAGUAAAGGUAAUCCUCUCAAAUUCUUGUGGUACAUUAACUACCAUAUUUAGUGUAAUUUUAAUAUUUGAGAGAUGUUGCUGUGAUGGAUGUAUGGCCAAUUCCUUGUUUUCCUUUCCAUCGAAUGUUGAAGAAAAAAAUCAAAAAGUAAUGGCUUUUUUUUUUUUUUUUUUUUUUUUCAAGGUACAGCUUGGUAUAGCUUUUGACAUUCAUUUAGAAGUUAAAAUGAUUUAAAAUGAUUACCUUGCUUUCCCGGGGUGAUUUAGACUAUUUGAUUGCAUUCCAAAAUAAAGGGAUCGAUUCCAUGAUUAGAAGGGAAAAAAUGGUAAUGACUUUACCAUGCAGUUCCCCAAAUAGCCCCCCCACCCCCUCAUGAAAAUAGCAUUAGAACCUCUUGAACCAUUUAAAUUGAAACCAAUACAUGACAAUUUGAUUUACUCCAGUGAAUUUCAGUUGUAGUCCAGUUAUUUACUGCUGUAGUGAAAUUGUUGGGUGUUUUUGUUUUUUCACUGUUAUCUUUUCCUGCUCAUUUUAUAAUUAUUUUUGAAACAAAGGCUGAAAUGUUGCUCAACCAGCAAGUUUUGUUUUGGUGAGUAAAGGGGUUACAGUGCUCCUUGGCUAAAUGAUGAGGCACUUAAAUUAGGUUGUUUUACUGAGAAUCCCUCAGAUUGUGAAAUUAGUCUGUACAUACAUUUGACUAAUUUAACAUCCAUUUUGGCACAGGGGAAACCCCUCCAGAAAGCACUGCUCUCCAAGCUUUGGUUGCAGCACCCUCUCCAAAUGUCCAUGUUUGUCCCAUGAAUGAGUUAUUUUAUUUAACUUUUAUUUUCCCCUCUUAUCCUGUCUUAAUAUAGUAUUUUGUUGUUCCUCAAAAGCCCACUCCUUCUGUGUUUCUUCAUUUAACAGGCCCUGAAUGAAUGAAUGCAUUGUUUCAGGAAUGCUGAGUAUCUUAGCUAUUACAAAACAUACAGACGUGUGUGUGUCUCUCUCUCUAUAUAUAUAUAUAUAUAUAUAUAUAUAUAUAUAUAUAUAUAUAAAAUGUGUAUGUGUUGACGUCAUGUAACGUCACCAUUGAAUAUGUAAUUAAGGCUUUGACUUAUGACAGUACAAACAAGCGUCCUGUUUUCCAAAGUAUCUUUGAUAUUUUGGGAAAUUUGCUUUCUUUCCCAAAGUUGGAUAAGAAGAUCAAUACCAGUGUGUUCAAUGUUAAGAUGGAGCUUGAAGCCACUUAGCUUAGCAUAGCAUAAAAACUGGAAAAGAGGGGGAAACGGCUAGCCUUGCUCCGUCUGUUUGUGACCAAAUUUGCCUACCAACUCCUCAAAAGUUCUCUAAAUAACAUAUAUGUCAUUUGUUCAUAUAACAUUUGUUUUGUUCAGAUUAAACAAACAAGAUAUAAAGUAUUAAUUAGUGAGCUUUAACUGUGCUGGUAGGUGAGUUUGGCAAUCUUUGGACAGAGUCAAGCUAGCUGUUUCUUCUUGUUUUUAGCCCAUUGAUAAGCUAAGCUAACCAGCUGCUGCAGCUUCAAAUGUAACAAAUAGAUUGUAGAGUGGUAUCAAUCUUAUCAUCUAACCCUCAGCUAAAAAGCAAAUAAGUGUAAUUCCCAAAAUGUCAAACUACUCCUUUAACAUAGUUUGGGAAACAGGGACUAGGCAGACUGUACGCUAGAGUCUAGCUGUGUUUGAACCCCAUUUUCCCACCUAAGACAAUUUUUAAAUUGAGCGUGUCUUACUCACAAAACCAUAGUUAACUCAAACUAGUCUAAACAACAACACUUAGAUUAGAGUAAACUCCCUCUCAGUUUGGGCGUCUGGCUGCAAUAACCAAAAUUAUCCCUAAGCAAGGCAUUGGCGUGUUUGAAAUGAGUGCUAAUUGUGAUUCACCUCAAUAUUUAACAGCAGAUUUGGUACAGCAUCCAUGUGCUGUUUGCUAACAGAUAUGCAUUUCUUCUCAACUCCUGUCACUCCUGGUUAAAAUACAAUAUGGUGGUCUCGACGCGACACACACAUUUAUAUUUUCCUAAUUCCACCCUGGGCCGACGCUCCCUUUACUUUCUAUGCAAACUUUCUAACGUGGGAAACACAGUGACCUCUCUGCAGACUGAGUCAGUGAUGGGACAGGACACUUUAACGCUAUGUAGAUAGGACGACCAACCCCUGGUACCAAACUCCAAACACCUGUAAAUACUUAACACUAUAUUUAAGUUCUAAUAAUAAUCCCAGCUUUUUUUGUCUUUGAAAUUUUAAAGAUAGAGCUGUAUUUAUCGUUGCUGUCAGCAUAUACUGUAGCUUCAAUUGACAGCAUUAUGUACAUAGGUCACCUUUUAGUAUUAUUUCACAUUGAAAAGUAGAGGGCGUUUGUGAUGGAAAUGACUAUUGAGCUUCUAAUAGAGUUUCUCUCUAGUUUUGUACGGUAGAAGGAAGGAUAGCGCUAACACGGUACAGUAGUGGCAGUCCACUUGUUUCAAAAGUUUGAUAUAUAAAUAUAUAUACAUACAUAUAAAGCUGCUAGAUACAAUCACUAAUUUUAUUGUUUUGACAGAGAAAAUCAGCUAUGAACGACUGUUAAACCCUAAUUUUCCAACAGCAUAUAACCACGACGGUGAGUUUUUAAAUGUUUGAUUGCUCUGUGUGAUAAAGAGGACACUUGUGCAUGUGUGUGGGUGUGCGAGUGUUACUAUAUACGUGCGUUCUUGUGCACCCACGAGUGUGUGUAAAGUAUGCGUGUUCGUUUCCAGCGUGCUGGUGGUGUGGGAGCGUGUGGGGUUGGUGUGUAACCAAAUGUUUGGUUGGUUGUCAUAUUCUCCCAUUGUAAUUGGAUUGCCCUGCAUUCAUUGCAAGCUGAACCAAGGUUUGAUGAACCUGAUUAAAACUUGCUGGCUGAGAAGCAAAAUGUAGGACGUGCAUUUAUACGAAGUGUAGAGAAUGCUGAAAUAACACUUCUCAUUCUGCAUUAACCAGCACAGUGCAACUUCCUGUCAUGUACUGUAUUAUAUAUGCAACAUGUGUCUGUCUGCUUUAAUAUAUAUAUAUUUUUUGACCUGCAUUAUAUAAGACUUCAGUUUUAACCACUUUGCUGCUAGUCUUUUAUCCUCUUUCAAUCUUGGAAAUUGUGCAUAUCUUUGGGAAUGCAUACAAGUGUACAUUCUUGACAUUGUGUAGAUUAAAAAAGAAAAAGCUAUAUAAACCUGUUUCUCUUCAGUGUAUUGUUUUUAAAAAGGAUUACUUUUCACAGCAGUUGAGUGGUUAUGUUUCAAUUCUCCAAUGCUUUGGUGCACUGAUGAUACUCUAUGUAAGCUUUUUUUUCAUCUUACAGCGCUUGAUGUAACAUUUAUGUGAUUAGUUAUAAAUAGUGGAAGACAUUUGUGUUUUGAAACUUGCAGUAUAAAUGGUACUACUCUUAACUAUUCUGUAAACACUGCCUGUUUUCUUUCCUUUUCUUUCUUUCACUCUCUCUCACUUUGUGCAUUUUUCUUUCCUGUGCAUCUUUAGUUUUUUCCUUUGAAUUUUCUUAGUGCCAUCGACUUUCACAUCCUGACAACCUCAAAAAAGUGCCUCACGUCCAUCCUAGUUUCCAUUUUAUAAUUUAACAUCUCUCGUUCUGGUUCUAUUGGUUUCUACACGUCUAGGUAUUUCUUAUCAUGGUUCGAGAAUACCAAGUAUAUGAUGUAAAAUUUGUAGUCCCAAUAACUCAUGUCAUAGUUGUAUUUUCUUUAUACAGAUGUAGCUCGUUACUUUUCAUAAAUAUAUAAUGUAAAUAUGCAUACAUAUGUUUGUAACUGUUUUUAUGUUACAUCAUACACUUGUAAUUUGACAUAUCAAAUAACAUUAUCAUAAUAAAAUGGUGAGUUUUAAUCUUU